CCCGAACUGUCACGAACCGCGCAAGUACCCCACUUUCCUCCCCUUCCGAGGCAAAUGAGCACGCGUUCUCAACGAGAGUGGGAAAAUCGGCUCUUUUGGUCUGUUCUUUUUCCCCUUUUGUCCACGACAGUGGACAAUUGCCCUUUCAAUCACGACAGUUACCCCUUCCUCCAUUUAGAAGCGCUUGUCCUCCACGUUUUCCCUCUCCAAGAAUCGUCAGUGUGCCAUCGGUUCGUUUAAUAGACCUGUUGGUCGGUCUCUCCAGAUUCAAUUAGGCAACAGCAAACCUGGUAGAAAGGAAGAGAUAUCCAUCAUCGGUUAGACGAAUUUUGUUUGGCAGAAAAGAUAAGCGACAAGUAGUAGAAAGAUAGAUGAUAGUUUUUUCAAAAUCAAAUUAAUCGUGAAUAUCUUACGCUUCGGUUUAAGUUAGUCACAUUCAUCUCAAUCAACUUCAAGUGUCACCAAUCGCAAGAGACAAAUAUUUUCAACCACAUAUGAAAUACGUGAUGUUCGUUUGACUGUUCAAAAGAUUGGCCCUCGAAAUACAGAGAGACUGAAUGUAUCUUCUGAAGAACAGGGAUUCGUCGAUUUUUUCAAGCAUCGAAACGUGUAAACAUGGAAGAGGUGGAUGUUCAGCAAGAAUCGAGAGACCAAGUGGGCAAUUUGAUAUUUUCUCCACCACCGAUGAAGAAGUCUGACACGAGAGACAGUAUUUCUUCUGUGGACAGUGAUGUGAGCCUUUCUUUUGAUCGAAGAGGUUCCAAAGGAGAAGAAGCUGAUUUGUCAGACAGUGGAAGUUCAGAUAAUGAAAAAAAAGUGAAUGAUCGAACGGAGCAGCAAAAGAAUUGUGAUCCAGAUUCAGGUGCAGAUUCAUUGGAAGAAAACGUUGUUAAGGAUUCAAAGAACCAGAAGGAGGAAACAUUAACUGAAGUAAGUACUGCUAAUCAAACGGACGACUUUGUUCCACCAAGCGAUGAAUUGGCUGAGAAGAUAUGUGCCCAAGUGGAGUUCUACUUCUCCGAUGAGAAUAUCGUCAAGGAUGCUUUCUUGCUGAAACAUGUAAAAAGAAACAAAGAAGGAUACGUGUCUCUGAAGCUUAUUUCAAGUUUUAAAAGAGUAAAACAUUUAAGCAGAGAUUGGAGAGUUGUCGGAGCUGCUUUAGCGAAAUCGAAGAAACUUCAAGUGAAUUCACAAGGUACCAAGCUACGAAGAGUCGAUCCUUUACCGCCUUUUGAUCAAACUACUCCAUCAAGGACAAUUUUAGCCGCAAGACUUCCGGUAGAGAAGUUGUCGGUUGAAUCUGUAGCUGAAAUUUUCAGGCCGUGUGGAGAGAUUGCUCUCAUUAGAGUACUUCGACCUGGACAUCCUGCACCAGCUGAGGUGCGACAAGCAAUCGCUAAAAGGCCAGAGUUGGCAUCGAGCGAGGAAUGCGCCAUGGUCGAGUUCACGGAUUCAGCAUCCGCUCGAACUGCCUUACAAAUGACCUUGGGUGAUGCCAAGGUAUUUGAGCUGCAACAAUCCAGUGACAAGAAGAGGAAACAACAACCAGCAAAGAAAAGUGCCUUGACAAGAUUAACCAAAGAGGAAGCUUACAAUUCCUCGAGUUGCGCCAGCGGAUCUGAGGCAGAAGAUGGAAGAGUCAGACAUAAGAAACCCAUUCAUGGUUAUCCAAUGUAUCAUGCUUAUCCGGGCCAUCCGUUUCAAGGACCCCCAUCACCAGACGCAUGGUUGUCUCGCCGACUAUCCGCUUGUUCGGUCUCAGGAUCUGAAAAUGGUUUCAUUCUCCGUCGUUUGUCUUCCUGUUCCGGUUCGGGCUCCGGUUCAGAGACCGGAAGCUUUGGCAGACGCUACUCCGCUUGUUCUUCCGGUUCUGAAACCGGUUACUGUCAUCCGGUUUUCCCGCCGAGUUACUAUUAUCAAGAAAAUCGACGUUUCUCUUGCUGUUCGAGUUCCGGUUCCGAGUGUAGUGGUGUUUGUUAUCAUUCUAGUCGCCGCGGUUCCGCGGAUUACGGGCCAAUUUUGAGGAGAUUAUCUGCUUGCAGUCGGGAUUCUGCUUAUGACGCAGGUUCUAGAAGGCUGUCUCUAUGUUCUUCUGGUUCUGAACAGAGUGGCUACUGUCGACCUAGGAGCAACAGUGGCAUCGCGUUAACACAUCUACCAGAAAACGUGACAAGAAUGCCAUCAGGACCAGAUGGAACACGUGGAUUUGGCCGACCACCUAAAAUGAAUGUCAUGCCACCACCCAUGGAACCCACCUGUUAAAUGUCAAUUAUUCUUGAAAGUUUUUAUCGUAGAGAGAUCGUUUGAUCUACUCACUAUUUCUUGUUCUAUUUGUCGAAUUAUCUAUUCUGUUGUUCCGAAUAGAUUAGAAAACAGAAACAAAAAGAGAAAAAAAAAUAUUCUUAAAGACUUUUAUACGAAAGAUCUCUGAAAUACAAUCAGUACUUGAAGUUAAGUAAGGUAAAUAAUGAUGUACAAAUACGUCGAUGUACAAGUGUACCUACUGUUUUAGUGUAUCUUAUUAGUUGUUGCACAUAUACUACUGAAUGACAUUAUUUGAAUUUAUAGAUGAAAUAUAUUUCGCAUAUAUGUAUCAUUUUCCAUGUAAUAGACUUCUAACAAAAAUGAUUGUAUGAUGCGAGUUAUGUUUUAUAUAUCAACGAUUUAAUAUUUUCUUUGGCACUUAUAUUUUUAUUUAAUGUUAUGGAAUGAUUUUAAACGUUUAGCUUCUUGGCUGCCCAUAACCGCCGAAAAUGUACGUAAUAAUGUUUAUGUGGUCUUAUUUAUUCAUCCUAAUCACACAUUAUUUAAUGAUAAAAUAUUUGUGCCUAAAAAAAGUAUAAAUAUUAAUAUUCCAAUAGUAAUUUAAUUGUGAUAAGCAUCGAUUUAUAAGCAUAUGUAAAAGCUGUACGACACUGUACCAUAAAAAUGUUCGAUGAUGAGGUUUUGUGAUAUUAUCAAAUAAUGUACAGACUUCGAAAUCGUGAGUAAGUAGAAUAUGUCUACAUUUAACAAAUAUAUAUUGAUAUACAGUUCGUAAUACUCAACCAGAAAUACAUUUAAAUGCUCGAGAAUACUGUAAAAAU
Molecule: messenger RNA, 3086 nt
Organism: Eufriesea mexicana
Lineage: Eukaryota; Metazoa; Arthropoda; Insecta; Hymenoptera; Apidae
Gene: Achl
Product: La ribonucleoprotein translational regulator Achilles
Exons: 4
Coding region: 616-2262 (548 amino acids)
Biological process (GO): RNA processing
Cellular component (GO): nucleus; ribonucleoprotein complex
Molecular function (GO): mRNA binding
Source: RefSeq, a predicted model, not a curated record